Messenger RNA from Spodoptera litura, 919 nucleotides. RefSeq lists its product as uncharacterized. The record is from RefSeq and is a predicted model, not a curated record. NCBI's taxonomy places the organism in Eukaryota, Metazoa, Arthropoda, Insecta, Lepidoptera, Noctuidae.
UAUAAGCUUGUGGUGCGCUCAGAGGAGUAGAAAGUAAGCCAGUCUUGACAGGCAAAGUGUAAUACGGAAUCAGUCCAGCUAACCAAGCAAGAUGUACGCGAAACUCGCUCUUAUCUCCCUCCUGGUAGCCGUCGUCGUUGCUUCUCCAACCCCCGGCGGUGGCGGACACCACAAACACGUGACCAUCCACGUGCCAUACAAGGUGCACACCAUCCAUCACCACCACGUCUCAAAAGUGCACGUUCCCGUGCAUGUCCCGGUCGUGAAAGAAGUCCCGGUGAUUAAGGAGGUGCCCAUCAUCCAGCACGUCCCUGUGCCGGUGUACAAGCAUGUACCUGUCCCUGUGGUGAAACACGUUGAGGUUGAGAAGAAGGUGUACCUACCAGUGCAUGAAGAGCAUCAUGGAUGGGAGGGCGAGUCGUUGUCGCACGGCUGGAACUGAUGGACUAUACUUUUUUUUAGUUUAAGGAUUCUUAGGUUAAGAAACCACACAUCGGCCGCCAAGAAUACGAAGUCACACGAAAUCAUCCCGAACUUUUCCGAAGUCAUUCCGAAGUUUCCCGAACCCAAUUUAGAGGAUAUGGAAUUUAUGCUUAGUAUGCAUUAUGUUAUGUGACGUCAUUUUACAUUGAAGGACAAAGUAAAAAAGAUUGUUUUAAAAUCGUAAUAUCUAAGGGAUUGUUUUAGAAUCUAAAAAUAUUGUUAUAUAUCUAUCCUUCAGGACCUGGUAACGGCUCUUAAAAAGUUAUGAUCAGCUUUCUAAGGGCUACUACUAGACGUAGAAAAUAUUACAAAAAGUCUCGGAUCAACGUCACUAUAACUAAGUGUAUGCUGAAUGUAUUUUCUCUAGGCCAGUUUUAAAGAACUUUGUAACUGUUUUGUCAAUAUCAUUCCAAUUACUAAUUCAGUGUGAAUGAAA